This is a messenger RNA of Soboliphyme baturini, 1601 nucleotides long. The record is from the annotation of a GenBank genome assembly. NCBI's taxonomy places the organism in Eukaryota, Metazoa, Nematoda, Enoplea, Dioctophymatida, Soboliphymatidae.
UUGUUUCAUUUUUCUACUUAUCUUAGGACUAAAAGCAAAAACCAUGCAUACGCAGAUGGGAUUCAGAAUCAGCCGUAUUUCGAAGAAGACCGCCAGAACUCACCAGGUUCGGCAUUUUUGCCAAUGGAAGCCUGCGAGAUAAAGCCGUACCAAAAAAUUUGGCUGAAUCGUUUGAAAGCUGAAGAUCAGGCGGCAGUCAUUAAACAUAACGCACUUCCUCCGUACCAGCGUAAGCAAGAGAUAAUGCGCAAGCUAGAUUCGGUUAUUGAUCCGAAAGGUGAUAGAUUUUUAAAUGCCCUGUCCAUCAGCGUGUCGUCGAAAAGGAUGUUCGUUCGCGGAAGAGUGCUUAAUAAUCCAAACAUUGUCUUUGGCGAUAAUUUACUGGUACCAGUUAUUGGAGGAGAGUGGAAUUUGCGGCGAAAAUCUUUUUAUCGUCCUGCAACGAUCCCCUGUUGGUCUGUCGCCUGUUUUGCGGACCCUCUAGAGUUGCCAAAAGAAGGGCUGAAACCUUUUUUGGAAAAAUUGACAAAAACUGCGAGGCGCUUUGGAAUCAAACUUUCGGCAUGGAAUAACAUAGAUAACGUAUCCUAUGAACAGUUGCCAAAAUUCUUCAAGUAUCUGUGUAAGAAUGAUGCCACUUACGUUCUUUGCGUUAUGCCUAAUCGUAAGGAUCAGAAUUUGAGAAACCAGAUAAAGUACCAAGGCGAGGUCUGCUAUAAUGUCGUUACGCAGUGCGUGUUGGCGGAGACGAUCGUGAAGGCGAAGGCGCAAACAUGUGACCUCCUUACUCUAAAAAUGAACGCAAAAAAUGGUGGCCUGAACAACGAAGUUUCGCUGCCCCAUCCAGCCGUUGAAAAACGGAUUGAAUCACGUGUAAUGUUCAUCGGACUGGAUGUGAACCAUCCGCCACCGCUGUCGAAGAAGGAAAUUGAAAAUCAUGCAGUGCCACAGGAUCCGAGCGUGAUCGGGCUGGUCGCCAACAGUGGAAAGUCUGCCGACUUCAAGACCCAAGAAACGGAGAUAAACUCUUCAAAAAUGACUGAAAGCGUCAUCGACUUUUUAGCAGAUUACAGGGAAAACCAUGAAUGUCUUCCUCAUUCGGUCAUUGUAUAUCGCGAUGGAGUUUCGGAGUCGCAGUACAAAAUGGUUUUGGACGAAGAAACGAUUGCCAUUAAAAAGGCGUUUCGACGUUUUAAAUCUUACGCUCCGAAACUGACCGUCGUUGUGGUUCAUAAGCGUCAUCACACCCGUUUCUUCCUGGAAACCGUUGACAUGUCGUUGAAAUCGAUCGGUCAAAAUAUUCCGCCUGGGACGGUGGUCGACUCCGGUCCCGUACUCCCAAAGAUGUUCGAUUUCUUUUUGUGCAGCCAUCAAGGAAUACAGGGCACCAGCAAGCCAACACAUUACGUGGUGUUGUACGACGAGAACAACUUAACGGCGGAUACUCUGCAGUUUGUCACGUACUCUCUGUGUUGUGCUUACCAAAAAUGCCCAAAAAGCGUUAGUAUACCGUCUCCUUGUUAUCAUGCACAUCAUGCCGCUAAGAGGGGCAAGGAGUUGUACCAUGCUUUCAGGUGGACGUAUAAUGACGAUCAAUGACA